Messenger RNA from Arachis duranensis, 1118 nucleotides. RefSeq lists its product as uncharacterized. NCBI's taxonomy places the organism in Eukaryota, Viridiplantae, Streptophyta, Magnoliopsida, Fabales, Fabaceae. The transcript is spliced from 2 exons. The record is from RefSeq and is a predicted model, not a curated record. The coding region runs from base 91 to 825 and encodes 244 amino acids.
UAUUCUAAAGAUUGUACUCGAUGCACUGGCCAAAAAUUUUCGGAACAAACAAAGCUAUUGUUCUUCUUUGUUAGCAGGAUUGGACUGAAUAUGGUUGGGACUGCCAAGAAGGAAGAUAUGGAAGCAUUUUAUGCUUCCAUUGAAGCAGAAACCACUCCUUUGUCACAUCUGCGUGAACCUCCUAGAACUAGGCCAAGUAAAAAAACCCUGAAAGCAUGGCAGCUUCUGCGAGACCUUGUGAGUAAAAAAUUCUCUCUUUUGCAUCACCCUGCAACUCAUGGACUGAUGAGAGACACUCUCAAACACCUGCUCAAUUUGCGACGGGGUGAAAGAGUUUCUUCAAGAACAAUGGCAAUAUUACAGCAACUUUCAAAAAGUUUUGAUCACUGGAGUUUGGACUAUGACAAUGCCAACAAUAAAAUCAAGUCAGUGGACAAAAGCAUUUCGAAAGCAGAGAAAGCAAACCAGGGUCUCGAAGCUAAUGUAAGAAAAUUCAAGGAAAUAGUGACGGAUGAGAAGGCUUUGUGCACUAAGUUGGCCACUUUGGAGCAAAAGAAGAGAGAGCUUGAAGAUCAAAUCAAAACAAUGAAAGCUGAGAUUGCAGAAUUUACUAAGAGGAGGGACAAAGUUGCUAAGAGAAAGAGAGAAGUGUUUGAGAAUGGAAAAGUGCUGAGAAGUAAAUGCGAUGGUUUGAGGAAUAAGCUGCCAAGGUUGAAAGCUGGGACAGAAUGGGCAUUUGUAACAGAAACUAAUAUUGAAGCUGAAUGGUCAAAGCUUGCAAAACGAGUCCUUCAAAGCACAAGUUUUGUUGAAGAUUGGAUCUAGCCAUCUAGGAACAAGGAAAUAUUACAGCUUUAUGUUAGUUAAUGAAGCAACACUUGUCUGCUUUUUAGGGGUAAGUUAAUCUUAGGAAUCAUUUAGAGUCAGUCAAUUUACACCAUCACUGCAUUGAAGGCAAAGGAAAGGAUCAUAGUUUUGUAUAUUCCUCCAUUUUGGGUUUAAACUUUAAAUAUAUUUCUCCAUUUGAUAGCAUAUUGUUUUAAAGAAAUAUACAAGCAGUUCUCAUAGUCCAUAUAUUAUGCAUUAUGUAGUAAUUAAUUUUUUAUAGUGUCUUAUGU